Messenger RNA from Zasmidium cellare ATCC 36951, 7170 nucleotides. RefSeq lists its product as uncharacterized. The transcript is spliced from 5 exons. Gene Ontology annotation, biological process: secondary metabolite biosynthetic process; fatty acid biosynthetic process. Lineage: Eukaryota; Fungi; Ascomycota; Dothideomycetes; Mycosphaerellales; Mycosphaerellaceae. Gene Ontology annotation, molecular function: fatty acid synthase activity; phosphopantetheine binding; oxidoreductase activity. The record is from RefSeq and is a predicted model, not a curated record. Bases 1 to 7170 code for a protein of 2389 amino acids.
AUGUCUCCAGGUCGUCUUGUCGACAAUGUGCCUUUGCAGGAGACGAGCUCUGAGGGUAGCUCAAGCGGCGUCCGCACCCCGAAUGAAUUUGGAGCCGAAGCUGUCGCGAUUGUGGGAAUGGGAUGUCGGUUUCCAGGUGACUCGGAUACGCCCGACCAAUUUUGGGACAUGUUGCUCCAGAAGCGGAAAUGCUAUUCUGAACCACCCAAGUCGCGCUUCAAUAUCGAUGGCUUCCACACCAAGAAGAGUCGCCCCGGUGGGCUGAAGCCUCGCGGCGCGUACUUCAUCUCCGAUACGACUUUCGACUUCGACCCUCCCUUCUUUGGAAUCACCAAGCCAGAGGCCGAGGCCAUGGACCCUCAGCAACGAAAGUUGCUCGAGUGCGUCCAUGAAGCUUUUGAGAACGGAGGCAUCCCGCUUGAGCAGGUCUCAGGCACUAAUACGGGUGUCUACGCGGUCGAGAUCCAUCUGGGUACCGACAAGAUGGGUGUUCUGUCACCUACCUCAACUUGUCAUACCUUUGACGCAUCUGCGGAUGGCUAUGGGCGUGGAGAAGGAAUCGGGGCCAUCUACCUCAAACGCCUCAAUGAUGCCAUUCGAGAUGGCGAUCCGAUUCGAGGUAUCAUUCGAGGCACAGCUGCCAAUGCCAACGGCAAGACCAGUGGUAUCACUCAACCCAGUGCAAAGGGCCAGGCUACUACGAGCUACUUUGAGACUCACGGCACGGGUACUGCUGUGGGUGACCCGAUUGAGCUGAAGGGUAUUGCCGAUGUUUUCCUCCCAGAAGGCACCGAACGCAAGUCUCUCCUGGUCGGAGGCGUGAAGCCCAACGUCGGUCACGCCGAAGCGGCGUCUGCAAUGGCCUGCAUCAUGAAGGUGGCCUACGCCUUGGAGACGGGCAAAAUCCCGGCUACUAUUGGAAUCGAGAAGUUCAAUCCCAAGAUCGAUUUCCGAGAUGGCAAGCUUCAGGUUGUCCAGAACACCCGUGACUGGCCAGAGGAGUAUACAGUUCGCCGCGCGAGUGUGAACUCCUUCGGCUACGGUGGCGCCAACGGUCAUGUCAUUAUGGAGGCUGUCUCCUCGAUGCUCCUUGGCUAUCAGUCCUUCAAGACUCGUGAGACGAGCCGAGAAGACAUGGACUUCGACAUCAAGACCGGUACGAUGGGAUCUGGCAAAGCUCAGUACAAGACCAAGGAGAGGACUCAGUUCUUGCUACCAUUUUCUGCUCACGAUGCGCCGACCUUGAAGGCCAACAUUGCCAGCAUCAGACAAGUUGCCGAUGAAUACGAUACCGAGGAUCUUGCGUACACUUUGGCUUCUCGCCGGUCGAGGUUCUUCCAUCGUGGCUUUGCUGUUGUGGACAAGGAGACCGUCAGCGACGAUCUCGAAGAGCAAGCCACCACCCUCGGCAAGCGUGGUAGCGGCGCCAACAUCGUCAUGGUGUUCACUGGACAAGGUGCCCAAACUGCUCAGAUGGGUCGCGAUCUUAUGCAGGACUUUCCAUCUUACCUCCAGACGAUACGAGAUCUUGACAGCAUUCUCCAAGGACUCGGCGAUGAUGCUCCUACCUGGUCGAUCGAAACAGAGCUCCUCAAGCCAAAGGCUACAAGCGCCAUCGACCAGGUCCAUCUCUCACAGCCGCUGUGCACAGCCGUGCAAGUCGCUUUGGUCGACCUGCUUACAAGCUGGGGCAUCACACCCAAAGCAACGGUUGGCCACUCUUCGGGAGCCAUCGCCGCUGCGUACGCUGCAGGAUCAGUCACGAAGAACGAAGCUAUUCUCUACGCCUACUUUCGCGGUGUUGCAGUCAGCGGUCUUACGUCCAAGGGUACCAUGCUGGCUGUCGGCCUUGGAGCAGAGGAAGCUGAGCCAUAUGUCGAGCAAAGUAUCCGCAUAGCAUGCCAUAACUCGCCCCAGAGCGUCACCCUGAGUGGCGACGAAGAUGCUGCUGCUCGUGUACAGGCCAAGCUCGACAAGGAAAAAAUAUUCGUGCGUGCUGUGAAGACGAGCGGCCGAGCGUAUCACUCUCACCACAUGAAAGAGGUUGGCGGUUCCUAUCUGGAAUCGUUGGAGCGAGCUCUCCGUCUGCACGGUGGAUCCAAGGAUGCCCGAAAGGUCGAAGGUGUCGUCUAUUCCUCUUCAGUCUAUGGAAAGAUCAUGGACAGCGAUUUCGUGCCAGGCCCAGAAUACUGGAAAGAGAACCUGGAAUCCCCGGUGCUCUUCACGCAAGCCCUCGAGGUACUUUUGAACAACGAGGAGUUGUCACUCAACACUAUUCUCGAGGUGGGGCCUCACUCGGCUCUCGCUGGUCCUAUCCGCCAGAUCAGAGACAAGUUGGGCAAGAGCUCGAAAGACCUGGACUACAUCGCCACUCUGGUUCGGGGUGAGAACGCCACCACCCGCCUGCUGGAUCUUGCUGGGUCGCUCUUCAUCAAAGGGCACUCAGUCAAUCUCGAGAACGUCAACGCCAUUGAGCGCAAAGUCGGCGGUACCAUUCAAAAGUUCAUUGGCAAGACCCUUGUCGAUCUACCCAGAUACAACUGGAACUACAAGAACGGCACCAACUUGCGAACUGCCAACCGCUUCGCUGAGGAGCAUCGCCUGCGCAAGUACCCUCGCCAUGACCUGCUCGGGUCCAAGGUACCUGGAACCAUGCGCAACGAGGCUCAGUGGAGGAAUAUGCUCGACAUUGCCGACCUCGCAUGGCUUGACCAGCAUCGCCUGUCCACUCAGCCAGUGCUGCCUGCUGUAGGCUACCUGGUCAUCGCAACAGAAGCAGCUCGCCAGUUCUUUGCUGAGUUCAAGGAGCUCAAGGGCAGCUUCCGCUAUGUCUUCCCUCACAUGACGGUCAAGUCUGCGCUGAAUCUUCCUCCUCCUGGCACUCCAGUAGAGAUCAUGACACGGAUUCGCUUCCAGCACAUCUCCGACUCUAUCCAAUCUGGCCAGGCUACGUUCGCCAUUCAAUCUCACCUUAAUGGUAUUUGGACUGAACAUGCCAUUGGCAGCGUUGAAGUUCGACAAGGCGAGUCAGAUCUCACACCUCUGUUCAGCGAGGACAAGCUCCAAGAACCGAAGACCGCACAUACCUGGUACCGCGGCUUCUCCAGCAUUGAUCUUAACUAUGGCGCUGCAUUCAAUGGUCUUUCAGACAUCAGAGUCGAUCCAUGGGGUACUGAUAUGACAGCUUUGUCCAAGCUCCUGCCAACGGACAUUGACGUCGAGGACUCCCGCUACCCCGUCCACCCAGGCACCCUCGACACUUGCAUGCAAGCCAUUCUGAUCGGUGCACACAGCGGAUCUUUGAAGGAGCUCAAUCAAUCCUACAUUCCUGUCAGCAUGGAAAACGUCAUGAUCUGGUCUUACGAUGGUGUGUCAAUCCCAGCUCCUGAGGAAGCAGACGGCCGCAUCCUCGCCACCGGCAAGAAGAGCAGCCUGCGUGCGCUGAACGGCACUGUUCAGCUUUUCGACCAGCGAGGAAGGCCGAUCUUCGCCGCUGAGAAGGUCGACUCCAUUGCCUACGCUGAAGCUUUGAACGGCGGACAGAAAGCCGAUCGUCAUCCCUACAUCCGUGUCGUUUGGAAGCAGGAUAUCGAGCACUCCAGCUCAUUGAGCAGCAAGAAUGAUGUGCCUGCUUCGCUUCUGCAGGUCUGGGCUUCUGGUCUCGUCAGUGUUGCAAAGGCCCACGCCUCGAACCCACUUGCCAAGGUCAUCCUGGAGAGCUUAAACGAUCAAUACGAGUUCAGUGAAGCCGUGGCUCUGGAUCUCAGCUCCAGCAAGGUCGGCGAGGAGACAUUCGAGCUCGAGAGUAUCUGCUUGAGCAUCCUUCAACGCCUGGCGAAUGAUCAAUCCACUGCCGGCGAGGCUCUCCCGAGCUCUUUCGAGACCACGCUUGAUCUCGUGGCCCACAAGCAACCUGGUCUGGACAUCAUGUUCUACGUUGAUGGCACCAACACCGACAUCAGUGGCCUUCUUGAGCACACCCUCGGAGGCAAGUCGUCCUUGAAGCGAUACAGGACUGUCGAAAUCGUCACUCCAAACGGUGGUGCCGUGCCGGCGCUGACCGAGAAGUUUGCCGACUUCAGACAUGUCACAGUCAAAGAGAAGGCCAUCCUCGAGGAUGACGAUGCCACGUACGAUCUUGUCGUUCUCCUUCAACCAGCUUCAGUGGUUGGCUCGCCAGAGGUGGUUCCGAAUUUGAAGAAGAACCUGAAGGAGAGUGGUCGCUUGCUCAUUGCUGAGGGUCGCAAGGAACUGGACGCUGCCACGGGACGCCUGCUCGAGACAAUCGUCAGCGGUCUUGGGUCAGCAAAGACUGCUUCGUACCCUACGUUUCACCAGUGGUCGGCUGCCCUUCAGCAGGAGCAGCUUGGUGUCAAGUCGAGCCAUGUUGGGCCUUCUGGCUGGACGCUCCUCACUGAGAAGUCGGCGUCAGAGCAGAAGACUGCGAGCUGCGUGAUCUUGUCUCGUCAGUCACAGUUUGAGACUGCCAACGCCUUCGUCGGAGUCCUUGGAGAUGCCUCCGUCAACGCCACCAUCGCUGCUCUGGUCGACGCCGACUUUGUGCCUGAAGCCGGCGCCGCCUAUCUGUCUCUCGUUGAGUUUGGCGACAACUUCUUCGAGACAUUGAGCGAGACAGAGUUCAAGAACCUGCAAAGCCUUGCUGAUUCCGCGUCGAGCAUCUUCUGGGUGACAACUGGCAACCUCUUGCGCAACACCAACGCCCAUGCUGCGACCGUCAUGGGUCUUGGACGAACUCUCCAGACGGAGUACGCCCAGCUGCAUUUCUUCCACAUCGAUCUCGAUCACCAAGACGCCACCCUGGGAGCCAGCCAAGUGGCCCGCAUCGUCAGCAGCUUCGACCCUCAAGGCGGAGACUGCGACAAAGAGCAUAUCGUCAGCGAUGGCAUCUACUACGUGAGCAGAUUCUCAGAGGACAAGAAAUUGGAUUCUGCCUACGGCGCGAAGCUGGCCAACGAGCCUGUUGCACAGCCAGCCAACGCCGAGAAGCCAGUCCGCCUAGCAAUUGGUCGUGUGGGAGCUCUGGAUACCCUGCAUUGGACAUCCGACGACCGAGACAAGACUCUCCAAGAUGAUCAGGUCGAGGUCGAAGUCAAGUCCGUUGGCGUCAACAUGAAGGAGAUUGCUACCUUCCGCGGCACUUUCAACUCUGAGUCCCUCUCCCAUGAAGGCAGUGGCAUCGUCCGCCGUGUCUCACCAGGUGUCACCAACGUCGCAGUCGGCGAUCGCGUAUGCUGGAUGGGCAAAGGAGUGUUCAGCAACGUCGAACGUUUCAGUGCCCAGCAUUUGCACAAGAUUGCCGACACGGACAGCUUCGAGCAGAUUGCUUCGAUGCCUUUGGCUUUCUCGACGGCGGUCUAUGGUCUUCUCCACCUUGGACGUCUCCGCAAGGGCGAAAAGGUGCUGAUACAGAGUGCCACUGGUGGUGUCGGUCUUGCGGCAGUCCAAAUCGCAAAGAUGGUCGGAGCCGAGAUCUUCGCGACUGUUGGAACAGACGACAAGAAGGUGUGGUUGAAAGAGCACUAUGGCCUUGACGAGAACCACGUCUUCAACUCCAGAAGCACACAGUUCGCCGAUGAGAUCCGCAAGAUCACAAACGGCUACGGCAUCGACGUCUCUCUCAACUCUUUGGUCCGCGAGUCUCUCCAUGCUUCUUGGAGCCUCAUGGCCAGCGGCGGUCGCCACAUCGAAAUUGGACGUACUGACAUCCUCGAUUACGGCACUCUCGAUCUCGACGUCUUUAAGCGAGCAGUCUCGUUCAGCGCUUUCGACUUUGGUGCCGUCGCCAGCGAGCAGCCUUGGAUCCCAGCCCAGGUCAUGAGCGAGGUCAUGCAAUACUACCGCGAGGGCAAGAUCAUACCUCUGGCACCACUCUUCACGUACAGCGCCAGCGAGAUCAUCUCUGCCUUUGAGACCUUCUCAGAUGGCAACAGAAUUGGUAAAGUCGUCGUCAACUUUGACAACAAGCCAUUGACUGUAAGCAACCUUCCUGUGAUCAGCCUUGCACAACCUAACACUUCCCAGGUCCAAGACAAGCCAAAAGGAGCCAAGUUCAGAGCUGACGGCACCUACCUCCUCAUCGGCUGUCUGGGUGGCCUCGGUCGCUGCCUCUCACGCUGGAUGGUCGACAACGGCGCCCGCAACCUGACCUACCUCGCCCGUUCAGGAGCCUCCAACCCAGCCGCCGCCCGCUUCGUCGAAGAUCUCGAGGCCCGAGGCGUAACCGUCCACAUCGUCAAAGGCGACGUCUCCAACCGCUCCGACGUCGACCGCGCCGUAGCAGCCGCCGGCGUCCCCGUCCUCGGCAUGGUCCAAGGCGCCAUGACCCUGCAAGACUACCUCUUCUCGAAACUCAACCUCGACAAGUGGAACUACGCCGUGCAGCCCAAAGUCCAAGGAACGCUGAACCUCCACUCAGCUCUCGAGGGCCACCCGCUCGACUUCUUCAUAAUGCUCUCCUCCAUCUCCGCCAUGACCGGCGCGCCCACACAGUCCAACUACUGCGCCGGCAACACCUUCAUGGACUUCUUCGCGCGCUACCGUCGCCAGCACGACCUCCCUGCCACGACGGUCGGCCUGACCAUGGUCCUCGAAGUCGGCUUCGUCUCCCAAGACGAGAAGAUCGAACAGGGCAUCGCCCGCGGCGGAGUCCCCGGUAUCAACGAGAAGGAGUUCAUCGAACUGAUGGAAACCGCCAUCCUCCCCGCCCCCAAGCCCUCGUGGAAAGGCGACGCCAACGCCAACGUCUUCCUCGUCUCCGGUCUCGAUCCCUCCAAGAUCUCCCCCGAUGCCCUCGAAUCCGGCUUCCGAUUCUGGUCGCAGCCACGUAUCGGUCCUCUCGCGGUGUCUCUUCAAGAAAAAACCAUGUCAACGGGCGGAUCCUCCAAGUCCUCCGGUGGCGCGGCUCUCGACCUCCCCUCGAUCUUGGAGGCUGUCAUUGACAAGUUCGCCAAGACGUUCAUGAUCCCCGCCGAGGACUUCGACGAGACGAAGCCCUUGGUGGCGUUUGGAAUGGACUCGAUGAUUGGGAUUGCGUUGAGGAACUGGGUGUUUGGGACGUAUAGCGUGGAUGUGCCGACGAGUGAUUUCAUGGGCCCGUUGUUGACGGCGCAGAUGUUGGCGGAGAAGAUCUUUAAUGGGUUGCAGGAGUAG